This is a messenger RNA of Trichoderma virens Gv29-8, 2985 nucleotides long. RefSeq lists its product as uncharacterized. Lineage: Eukaryota; Fungi; Ascomycota; Sordariomycetes; Hypocreales; Hypocreaceae. The transcript is spliced from 5 exons. Gene Ontology annotation, biological process: translational initiation. Gene Ontology annotation, molecular function: GTP binding; translation initiation factor activity; GTPase activity. Bases 1 to 2985 code for a protein of 994 amino acids. The record is from RefSeq and is a predicted model, not a curated record.
AUGUUGAGAGCUCGUGCGUGGAAGGAUCGCAACCAUCCGUUUGUGUGCACGUUUUGUCGACAGAAACUGGCCGUCAAUGCCGGACCGCAGCAUGUACGACCGCUGUCCAUCUCUUCUGCCUCGCCGGGGCCUUUAAGCGCGUUGCGAGAGCUGCCCACCGAGCGAAGCGCCGUCUUCUCUUGCCAGGCCCGAUCGCUGUCGCGGACGGCAUGUCUCAGCAACUCUGCGAAUAAUGAGGGGCCUCCCAAGACGGGAGGAUUCCCUGGCGCAUUCUCCAAUACUCGAGCGGGGAAUUGGGGCACAUUUGCAAAAGCAGACACGGCUGCUGGGACGACGCCUGCAUUUGAUGGCUUGCUGCCGCACGAGCGGCUGGCCCGACGGCAAUCAGCGGUUGCAGAGAGUGUGCAGACGGGCAAGAGUAACGAGCCUAAACGCAACGAGUCCAAAAUGAGUACAGGAACCCAACGCAGGAAUACUCCGCAAGCGACCAAGUCGAGGUCUGUCCUGGCUGACGUCUUCAAAACCAACCGAGAACCGCGCGCUCCGCCAACCCCAGAGUCUUGUGAUACCUUCGCUCGUCCGGGGAAGCCCACCGGGGAACAGCCAGCACGAUCAACAAGCGGCGGUCUCAAAACAACUGGAUGGGGUUCAUUUAGCCAUCGUAAGGCCGAAGCAACUCCCCAUCCGCAUGGAGUAGAUCCUCGUGGGAAUCAAUCCGGCGUGUGGAACGAAAUUACCAAGUCUCGAAAGCCCAAGAUGAAGGAAUCGUCGACUCAAGAUUUCUGGGGAGAACUGGAAACUAGAGCCACGGGAUUUAGGGACAAGGCUAAAAGUAAGAAUGAAAAUCAACUUGUGGAUCGGAGGAGAAAGACACAGGAUGCUCAAGACAAACGAGAUUCCUUCGAGGAGAAAGUCACACCUACACACAAAGCGGAAGAGGAUGCUCCACCCCAGAAACAAAGACGGAAAUCCAGGUUUGAAGUGGAGGAGCAGCAAGAGCCUGAGAAACCUCGAUCUAAAAAGGGAAAAAAGUCGCAUAGGGAAACACAAGCCUAUGAAGACGAAGACUGGGAUGAUGAAGCCGUACACCGCUGGGAGCAGAAGCAACGUCGCAAGGCGGAAAAGGAGGCACAGAAGCAGAAAGCUGUAGAGGUAGAGCAGCAAGCCGUCCCGAUAUUUCUCCCUGAAUACAUCAGCGCAUCGAACUUGUCUAAGGCUCUGAAGCAAAAUGUUACCCCUUUUCUGCAGGACAUGGAAGAAAUGGGCUUCGAAAACAUCACCAGCGACACAAUCUUCACUGGCGAGACUGCGGCUCUCAUUGCAAUGGAAUACGGCUUCGAGCCUACAGUUGAUACAGGAUCCCUUCGAGAUCUCCGAACUCGUCCCCCGCCCGCAGAUUCCUCGGUUUUGCCGUCUCGUCCUCCUGUAGUCACGAUUAUGGGCCAUGUCGAUCACGGUAAAACUACUCUGCUGGAUUGGCUUCGGAAGUCCUCCGUCGCAGCACAAGAGCACGGUGGCAUUACUCAGCACAUUGGAGCGUUUGUUGUAAAGAUGUCGUCUGGCAAGUCUAUCACAUUCCUCGACACUCCGGGCCAUGCCGCCUUCUUGUCGAUGCGUCAGCGCGGAGCAAAUGUGACAGAUAUCGUGGUGCUUGUGGUCGCUGCUGAUGACAGUGUCAUGCCCCAGACACUGGAGGCAUUGAAGCAUGCUACGAGCGCCAAGGUGCCUAUUAUCGUCGCCAUCACAAAGGUUGACAAAGAGGAUGCCCGGAUAGACCAAGUGAAGGCAGAUCUUUCUCGACAUGGUGUUGAAAUCGAGGACUACGGUGGCGAUGUGCAAGUUGUCUGCGUCAGCGGGAAAACAGGAUUGGGCAUGGAAGACUUGGAGGAGAAUAUCGUCACACUCUCCGAAAUCUUGGAUGUUCGAGCUGAGGAUGAUGGCAUGGCUGAAGGAUGGGUUCUCGAGUCUAGCAUCAAGCCUCAGGGCAAAGCUGCGACCAUCUUGGUCAAAAGAGGAACCCUCCGCCCAGGCGACCUGAUUGUCGCCGGCAAGACCUGGGCAAGGAUCCGUGUGCUGCGCAACGAAGCUGGCCUCGAGCUGGACUCUGCUCCUCCCGGAACACCAGUGGAGAUUCUGGGUUGGCGAGAGCUACCAACUGCUGGAGAGCAGGUAAUCCAAUCGCCAGAUGAAGGAAAGGCGAAGACGGCUGUCGAAUACCGCUUGGAAAUGGCUGAGCGUGAGCAAAGCUCUAUCCAGCUCGCAGAGCAAGAACAGCGCCAGCGAGAAAAGGCCGCAGCAGAUGCUGCAGCGGAUGCUGAGGGCACUUCAACCACCGCUGGAGAGACAGCUGAGCCUGGAAUCCUGACUCAAAACUUCACCGUCAAGGCGGACGUUGUCGGAUCCGUGGAAGCAGUUUGCGGAAGCAUCUUGGAGCUGGGCAGCCACGAGGUGCAGCCCAAGAUCCUGCGAUCAUCUGCUGGCCAGAUCACCGAGUACGACAUUGACCACGCAGCGACGUCCAACAGCAUCAUUGUCAACUUCAACUGCACCAUCCCGCCGCACAUCAAGCAGCGAGCAGAAGAGGCCAAGGUCAAGAUUCUCGACCACAAGGUCAUCUACCACGUUGUUGACGAUGUCAAGGCGGCGCUGUCCGACAUCUUGCCCAUGAAUAUCUCGUUCCGUGUCAACGGCGAGGCCGACGUCCUGCAGGUGUUCCCGAUCAACGUGAAGAAGCGUGUGUUUAGAAACAUUGCCGGAUGUAGAGUUCGAAACGGCUCCAUUAAGAAGUCGUCUCGCGUAAAGGUCCUUCGCAAGGGCGAGGUAAUCUACGACGGCAAGAUUGACACCCUGAAACAUGUGAAGAAGGAUGUCCAGGAAAUGGGCAAGGGAACAGAAUGCGGUAUUGGCUUGGAAGACUUUGAGGAUUUCCAGCCGGAUGAUCAGAUUCAGACGUACGAAGAGAUUAAGGAGAGGCGGAGCUUGUAA